AGGCCGGAUCAAAUGCAAAGUAGCCAUAGAGUUUAAAAGUCCCAAGGGCGAAACGGGGGUGCAAAGCACAGGUAUGUUCCUCCGGGUUGGGCGAGAGCCCUUGACGCAGCCAGAAGACCCCCAAACUUAGCUUAGCAACCUGGUCCUGCAGUAGCCCGCAGGGCGUUUCCGUGCGGCUGCCGUUCCCUCCCCUCAGGUCCGCCUGUAUCCCUGCAUUCCGUGUUGCCGUACAAGCAUCUCUCCAGCGCUCUCCGCUCCCUCCCUCUCAUUCCCAACAGCUUGCAGCCUCGUUUGCCUCUCUGCAGCUUCACUCGCUCAGAGCUUUAGGAGGGAGGGUGAAGAGGCCGCCAUGUUGGAUCCGGACACUUCAGUAGCAACCGGAGCUUAUGCGUAAGGCUGUGUGGAGUCAAGGAGGACGGACUGUGAAAGAAGAGGAGGAAAACCACCACGAAGAGGAAGCGGAGGAAGGAAUGGGGGGAGUACACUCUAUAUCUGUUUGCUACUCGAAGAGGAUGCCCUAAGCAUGGUGGACCGAAAGACGGGCAGCAUCUCUUCAUCUUUUCCACUGGAAAACAGCAGUAGCACCACAGCAUCUUCUGGAGGAAGCGCGCAAGCGGAGUGGGAGAUGUGUGUGGAUUGAAAAAAGCCAUAUCCUGUCCCCCUGUCAAGACAAACAAGGAGCUAGAGGACGUGCAGCGAUAUGGAGAGGAUUUGCUAGGAUUAUUACCAGCCCAGCCUACCCGUCCCUUGACUGGGUGUGCUGAUAUUUAAGAGAUGACGAUUAUUACUUUCACCGAUAUUUAAAGGGGGGGGUGAUUUCCCCCCUCCACAUGCUCUCCCUCCCCAGUAUAUUGGGGAGGGAGGUUAAGGAAAUAAAGACUACACAUUUUUUGGAAUGGUGAAGAGCCUUAAUGGGAGAGUGGUACAGAUUGCCCUAAGGAAGGAUUCAGUUUCUGAGGACUUUUCUUCCUCUUCCUCUCUUCUUCCCACCUCCCACUUUCUGAAGAGUUGCCCACUGAUGCAUUUUCUAAGAGGAGGCGGAGGUGGAGGUGGUGGAGAAGGUGGUGGAGGUGGUGGAUAUUCUCCAGCACUAGGUCUUCUGAAUCCUGUGCUUUUUAUUUUUUGCCCUCCCACCUUCAAGUAGCUUUCUUCCUGCUGCUCUUUCGUUGAAAGUGAAUUGUUGAUGCAAAUGGAAUGGGGACUUUACACUUUAAUGAUGCAGGAUUCAUUUCGGGAUUGGGUUUCAUGAUCUGAAUUUCCAAUGAAGGAGAAGAUCUUUAAAAAUCUAUAUCAAUGACAGAAGAGUGGAUUCAGUCUUGGGAUGAUUUUUUUAAUUAUUGUUAUUUAAAUUUAUAAAGUAUAUAUUUUCUCUUUUAAAUGUAUUAAAAGAGAUUUUAGGGUAAUUAUUUUUCUUUAAUACUCUGUAUAUAUUGUAUAUGUAUGUGUGGAAAGACUGACGAAGCUACAGUUCUCAGAAUGGCAGUUCUGAGAUGGAUUAUACAUUCAGCACCAUCUCUAAAGCUCUGAGUUUUCAAAAUACUUUUUAUAAGCUGUUACAUAUUCUAAUGUGCUAGAUUUUUCAAAGAUAGCAAAAAAUAAUAAAGAAGGAAAGCCAGUUAAAAACUGAAGCAGCCAUGUCUGGAGAAGUGCGCUUGAGACAGUUGGAACAGUUUAUUUUGGAUGGGCCAACUCAGACCAGUGGGCAAUGCUUUAGUGUGGAAACCUUGUUGGAUAUACUCAUCUGCCUUUAUGAUGAAUGUAAUAAUUCACCCUUGAGGAGAGAGAAGAAUAUUCUGGAGUUUCUAGAAUGGGCCAAGCCUUACACUUCUAAGGUGAAGCAGAUGCAACUGCAUAAAGAUGACUUUGAAAUCUUGAAGGUGAUUGGCCGAGGUGCCUUUGGGGAGGUUGCUGUUGUGAAAUUAAAAAAUGCAGAUAAAGUGUUUGCCAUGAAAAUAUUAAAUAAAUGGGAGAUGCUGAAAAGAGCCGAGACAGCUUGUUUUCGAGAAGAGAGGGAUGUUUUGGUGAAUGGAGAUAACCAGUGGAUUACAACAUUGCACUAUGCCUUCCAGGAUGAAAAUUAUUUAUACCUUGUUAUGGAUUACUAUGUUGGUGGAGAUCUGCUUACCUUGCUCAGUAAGUUUGAGGACCGGUUACCUGAAGAAAUGGCUCGCUUUUAUUUAGCUGAAAUGGUGGUAGCAAUUGAUUCUGUACAUCAACUACAUUAUGUCCACAGGGACAUCAAACCAGACAAUAUCCUGAUGGAUAUGAAUGGACAUAUUCGGUUAGCAGAUUUUGGUUCUUGUCUGAAGCUGAUGGAAGAUGGAACGGUUCAGUCUUCAGUGGCAGUUGGAACACCAGAUUAUAUCUCUCCAGAAAUCCUGCAAGCCAUGGAGGAUGGGAAAGGAAAAUAUGGUCCCGAAUGUGAUUGGUGGUCCCUUGGUGUUUGCAUGUAUGAAAUGCUUUAUGGAGAAACACCCUUUUAUGCUGAAUCUCUAGUGGAGACAUAUGGAAAAAUAAUGAACCACAAAGAGAGGUUUCAGUUUCCUGUCCAAGUGACAGAUGUGUCUGAAAACGCCAAGGACCUAAUUCGAAGGCUUAUCUGCAGCAGAGAACAUAGACUUGGACACAAUGGGAUAGAAGACUUUAAAAACCACCCAUUUUUUUCAGGGAUUGACUGGGAUAACAUUCAGAACUGUGAAGCACCUUAUAUUCCUGAAGUCAGCAGUCCAACAGAUACUUCUAAUUUUGAUGUAGAUGAUGACUGUUUAAAGAAUUCUGAGACGAUGCCACCACCAAUGCAUACUGCAUUUUCUGGCCAUCACCUGCCAUUUAUAGGAUUCACAUACACUAGUAGUUGUGUCCUUUCGGAUCGCAGUAGUCUAAGAUUUGCAGCUGGGCAACGUGUAAUGGACCUUGACGCCAGUGUUCAAAGAACACUUGAGGAUACCUUAGCUACAGAAGCAUAUGAGAGACGAAUAAGACGUUUAGAGCAGGAAAAGCUAGAACUUAGCAGAAAACUUCAAGAGUCCACACAAACAGUCCAGGCCCUACAUUAUUCAACUAUAGAUGGUCCAUUAACAGCAAGCAAAGAUUUAGAAAUUAAGAGCCUGAAGGAAGAAAUUGAAACAUUGAGAAAACAAGUCAUUGAUUCUGGACAAUUGGAGCAGCAACUUGAAGAGGCCAGUUCUGCACGAAGAGAAUUAGAAGAUGCUGCCAGACACAUCAAAACUUAUGAGAAACAGAUCAAAGCACUAAAGCAAGAGAGGGAUGAUCUUAAUAAGGAACUGCUUGACUCCAGUGAGAGGUUAAAAGCACAAACCAAAGAGCUGAAAGAUGCACAUAGCCAACGGAAACUGGCCAUGCAGGAAUUCUCCGAGAUGAAUGAGCGACUUACUGACUUACAUUCGCAAAAACAGAAGCUUACUCGCCAAGUUAGAGAUAAAGAAGAAGAGAUGGAAGUGGUAAUGCAAAAGAUAGAAAGCUUGAGGCAAGAACUGCGCAGAACAGACAGAAUAAAGAAGGAACUGGAAGUUCAUGCUGAAGCUGCAGCUGCUGAGGCAUCCAAGGACAGGAAGCUGCGUGAGAGAAGUGAACAAUAUUCUAAGCAGCUGGAAAAUGAAUUAGAAGGACUAAAGCAGAAACAAAUUGGUUGGUCUCCAGGGGUGAGCAGCACAGAACAUCAACAAGAGAUAACAAAAUUAAAAGCUGACUUGGAAAAGAAAAUUGUUUUUUAUGAAGAAGAGCUAUCUAAACGAGAAGCAAUACAUUCUAAUGAACUAAAAAAUCUGAAGAAGGAACUACGUGAUGCAGAGAUCCAACAACUUGCUCUCAAAAAGGAAAUUCUGAUAUUGAAAGACAAAUUAGAAAAGACAAGGAGAGAAAGCCAAAAUGAAAGGGAGGAGUUUGAAACAGAAUUCAAACAUAAAUAUGAACGGGAGAAGAUUCUACUGACUGAAGAGAACAAGAAGCUUUCCAAUGAGCUUGAUAAGCUUACAGCAAUGUAUGAGAGACUGAGUAUGAGUAACCGGCAACUUGAAGAAGAGAUGAGAGAUCUUGCUGACAAAAAAGAAUCGGUAGCACACUGGGAAGCCCAGAUCACUGAGAUCAUCCAGUGGGUGAGUGAUGAAAAAGAUGCUCGAGGCUAUCUUCAAGCCUUAGCCUCCAAAAUGACUGAAGAACUAGAGGCACUGAAGAGCUCCAGCUUGGGUGCCAGGGCAACAGAUAUGCCUUGGAAGAUGCGUCGCUUUGCGAAACUAGAUAUGUCUGCAAGGUUAGAACUACAGUCAGCACUUGAUGCAGAAAUACGAGCCAAGCAAGCCAUUCAGGAAGAGUUAAAUAAAGUUAAAGCUUGUAAUAUUGCAACAGAAUGCAAACUACAGGAAUCUGAAAAGAAGAACUCUGAGCUGUUAUCAGAAAUAGACAGACUGAAAAAAGAGACGGAAGAACUCCAGUCAGAAAAGGGAGUGAAACAUCAAGACUCACAGAAUUCUUUCUUGGCGUUUUUGAAUGCACCUACCUCUGCUCUGGACCAGUUUGAACGCUCUCCCUCCUGUAUUCCAGCUCAGAAAGGCAGACGUAUUGAUUCUGUUGAAAAUUUUACCUUAUCUAAUACGCCUUCGCGGGAUGAAGAUAUCAAGUAUCAUCUUCAUUCAAGAUCUAGGUCCCCUUCCACAGCUAGUGACAUUGAACCAAUUGAGGUUUCAGAUCAUCCUUUGCGUCCAGUUCAUACACCAACCAUGAGGUCACCAUAUAUUGGUUCAGGACUCUCUGUGCCAAAGCCUAAGGCCCAUCAGUUUGUAGUAAAAUCCUUUAACACCCCUACCAAAUGCAAUCAGUGCACAUCAUUGAUGGUUGGCUUAAUAAGACAGGGCUGUACCUGUGAAGUCUGUGGAUUUUCAUGCCAUGUGACCUGUGCAGAUAAAGCACCGGCAGUAUGUCCCAUCCCACCUGAACAGACAAAAGGUCCUCUAGGGAUUGAUCCACAGAAAGGAAUAGGAACUGCUUAUGAAGGGCAUGUCCGAAUCCCUAAACCAGCUGGAGUGAAGAAAGGCUGGCAGAGAGCCCUGGCUGUUGUCUGUGACUUCAAGCUCUUCCUUUAUGAUAUAGCAGAAGGAAAAGCAUCCCAGCCCAGUGUGGUAGUUAGUCAGGUUCUUGAUAUGAGGGAUGAAGAAUUCUCGGUGUGUUCUGUCUUGGCUUCUGAUGUCAUCCAUGCAAACCGAAAAGAUAUUCCCUGUAUCUUUAGGGUUACAGCUUCCCAGCUAUUAGCAUCAAGUAAUAAGUGUUCAGUCCUGAUCCUGACUGACAGUGAGAAUGAAAAGAGUAAGUGGGUAGGAGUCCUAAAUGAAUUACAUAGGAUUUUAAAGAAGAACAAGCUCAAAGAUCGCUCAGUCUAUGCUCCCAAAGAAGCAUAUGAUAGUACCUUGCCCCUUAUUAAAACCAGCCAAGCAGCAACAAUUAUAGAUCAUGAACGAAUAGCCCUGGGCAAUGAAGAAGGCUUAUUUGUUGUUCAUGUUACGAAGGAUGAGAUAAUUCGUGUUGGUGACAAUAAGAAAAUCCAUCAGAUUGAGCUCAUCCCAAAUGAACAACUUAUUGCAGUGAUUUCAGGACGAAACCGUCAUGUACGACUAUUCCCUAUGGCAGCCCUGGAUGGUCGAGAGAUUGAUUUUUAUAAACUGGCAGAAACUAAAGGUUGCCAGUCAAUAGUUGCUGGACAAGCGCGCCAUGGAGCUCUUACUUGCCUGUGUGUAGCAAUGAAAAGACAGGUCCUCUGCUAUGAGUUAAAUCACAGCAAAACACGUCACAAAAAGAUAAAAGAAAUCCAAGUGGCUGGGAAUGUCCAGUGGAUGGCUAUCUUUAGUGAACGGCUCUGUGUUGGCUACCAGUCAGGGUUCUUAAAAUACCCUUUGUAUGGAGAAGGAAAUCCACAUAGUUUGCUUCAUCCAGAUGAUCACACACUGUCAUUCAUUACACAGCAGCCAACUGAUGCCAUCUGUGCGGUUGAAAUCUCAAAUAAAGAAUACCUGCUGUGUUUUAGCAGCGUAGGGAUUUAUGUAGACUGUCAAGGUCGAAGAUCUAGACAACAAGAACUAAUGUGGCCUGCAACUCCUUCUUCUUCCUGUUACAAUGCACCAUACCUCUCAGUUUAUAGUGAAAAUGCAGUUGAUAUAUUUGAUGUGAAUUCAAUGGAGUGGAUUCAGACUAUCCCCCUCAAGAAGGUGCGUCCUUUGAACACAGAAGGGUCACUAAAUGUCCUAGGACUAGAAACAGUUAGAUUAAUCUAUUUCAAAAACAAGAUGGCAGAGGGUGAUGAGCUGGUGGUUCCUGAGACAUCAGAUAACAGUCGAAAGCAAAUGGUCCGAAAUAUUAAUAAUAAACGGCGCUACUCAUUCCGAGUGCCCGAGGAAGAGAGAAUGCAGCAGAGGAGGGAGAUGCUGCGAGAUCCAGAAAUGAGAAAUAAAUUAAUUUCUAACCCAACUAACUUUAACCAUAUAGCACACAUGGGCCCAGGAGAUGGCAUACAGAUCCUCAAAGACCUGCCCAUGAACCUUCGGCCUCAGGAAAGUCGGGCUAUGUUUAGUGGUUCUGUCAGUAUCCCUUCAAUCACAAAAUCCCGGCCUGAGCCUGGACGCUCCAUGAGUGCUAGUAGUGGUUUGGCAGCAAGAUCAUCUGCGCAAAAUGGUAGUGCUUUGCGGAGAGAAUUCUCAGGAGGUAGCUAUGGAACAAAGCGUCAGCCAAUGGCAUCCCCUUCAGAUGGCUCUUUGUCUUCUGGUGGCUUGGAUCAAGGCAGCGAUGCACCAGUGAGGGAGUACGAGCGAGAGGACUCUGACUCUCCAAGACACUCUACAGCUUCCAACAGCUCCAACCUGAGCAGCCCUCCCAGUCCCAUUUCUCCUCACAAGACCAAGAGCCUCUCCCUGGAGAGCUCUGACCACGUGAGUUGGGACACAUGAACUGCUUCAGCACUCAGAUGUGGCAUCCCAGCAGCUUUGGGUCCCCAGGAUUCUCCACUUGCUCUCAUUGUCAUCUCCUCUCAGCUUCCCUACAAGAAUCAAACUGUGGGUGGGAGGGGGAGGAAGAGACUAUAUUUGCCAUCACUGGCACCGGUAGCGCAAGUUCUCUUCCCCUCCUAAUAGUAGCCAGCAAACAAAAGAAAAUCUUGGUGGAGGGCAGCACGGAGUUGUUGGUAUAUGAGAAAUAUUGGUAUAUUUCUAUUAUUAUCUAUUUUAUUUCAUAGGAUUAUGAAAUUCCAUUGACUGGCAUAUUAUGCAAUACACCACACUCCAAACAAAACAUGGUGGUGUAGGCUGAUAUACACAAUAUGUAAUGGGAAACCAGAUAGAUUUUGCUUUGAUACACGUAGACCCAUAUUAUAUUUUUUCAGGAAUAAUACAGCAACACCCUCCAUGUUUGGUGAUAGGGUGAAAUUUGCCCUGCCAAGGAAGAGACACAUGCUUUCAGACAACCACUCUGAAUGUCAGUCUGAUUGUUGCCAGUAAAUCUUAUGAUUUGGGGGAAAAAUGAUGCAUAUUUUACUAUAAUAGAGUUUAAGUAAAUACACAAAAUUAAGAGUUAGUACAUAUGUAUAUAAUAAAAGAAAAAGCAGCAUUAUGAUGCAGCAGAAGAUGGAUUCCUAUUUAAGAGAUCCUUUAAUUUAAAAUUUGUGGUGUUCCUUUUUUCAUACUAAAUAAUCUAUGGACUGAGGGUGUGAUCUGAAUUUAGAACAUGGCACUGGAUAAAAAGCAUACAGCCUAGAUGAAGACUCCAUCCUCAUAAUUUUUGCUCUGUGACAUUUCCUCCUUAUCAGUAGAAAAACUAAAGCCAUAAUCAUCAUUUUAAAUUAUCUCUGCCUGUUUCUGCCUGCUCUUUACUUCUACAUACAAAACCUAUCGUUUACCAGUACAAGGAUGAAGUAAACUGAAGGGUAUCCAAACAAUUAUGGAAUCCCCUCAGCUGAAGUAAGUGCAAAUAGAAAUGAGCUUUUGGAAGAUUAGGGCUAGGCUUUCAAACCCAUUUUGCCUUUUAAUCACCAGGAGCUCUUAAGUAACCUUUCUUAGUUGACUAAUUACAUUCACCGAAUACAGGGAUCAUUCAGUCUGAAAAAGAAGUUUGUAGUUUGUUCUUGAACACUGAAGGUAAAUACGCUGCUCAUAGAGUUGUACUUUGCUAAAAUACUCAGUGAUCCAAGACUUCUGUUCUAAAGAUUUCCUUUGUGGUCAUCUCCUCACCCAUCCUGGUUCAGAAUGUCAUUGUCAUUGAUGUAGAAUUCUGGUGGUGGAUCUCACAGAAAGCCUAGUCAGAGCACAGCAUUUUUCUUUGAAUAGUUGAUAUCCAUCAUCACCUAGAGAAACAGUGGCAAAGAUAACAUGCAAAUGGAGGGUAAAGGCAAACUCUUUUUCUUCCCUCUGUCUUCUUGAAUAAAGUGAGUACAGUUUGCAUUUUCACACUAGAUGAAUGUGAUGUUUCUUCUUGGAAUCAUUGCUUCUUUAGGCUAGAACCAAGCUCAAGUGGAUAAAGUGUUCAGGUGGUAAUUAAAAAAAAAAAGAAAGAAAAUAGUUUCCUUGACUAUUUUCAUACAUACAUCAUGGAUAUUGUCAAACAAUUACAGUCAACAUCAGCGGCAAAACAACACUACUGAAACUAACAAGAGUCCUUAGAUCCCCUCUGAAAAUCAUCAGCUACAAUCAUACAAAGUUCUGAUUAAGUACCAGAAGAUACAGAUCAUUGUCUUUGACCAUCAGGAUGUAUUCAGUCUGCUAAUUAUGUGUUUUUGUUUACACUUAGCUCUCUUACACUGGGGGAAUAGUUGGGGGUAGGAGGCAAAUUUAAAGCUUUGCUAUUAAGCAUGGUAUCCUAAACUUGUCUGCUGAACUGAGCUUGUUAAGAAUCUCAGAGUUGUUGGGUGUUCUGUCACGAGUUAGAAACAAAGGAUUUGAAUGUCAGAGCUACCAGUUAAACAUGCUAAAUGAAUUUCUUGCAAACCUUUUCCAAAGGAUUGAGACGCAGGGACAGAAGCAGCAUUUAAAAUCUAUCAGCCCUCUUGUCUCCUUCAACAAUCACCACUCAAGAUUCUGUUUCAAGCCACUUCAGUCCUUCCUACAAUGAUCUUGCCAUUGUCACUGUUCUGUACCAUGGUGAAAAGGUUAGCAUUCCCUCCACCCCAUCAUAUUUGCUGGUGGUUUUUUUAAGGCUUCUAGUUCUAGCUUUAAACUAUACACCUGGCCUGCAUGAUUAUUGACCUCAGAAAUGAUCUUGGAAGCCCUCAUCAAGUCCUAUGGCAAUCGAUUUGUGUUUCACUUGAAAACACAGUUGUCGCACAUUCAGACAAGAGCUAAGGGGAAGAAAUUUGCAAAAUAAAAAUAGUUUUACAUAAUAUCAAGCUAUUUCAUAAAUUAAACAACUAUCCUUUAUUAGGAUGCUGUAAGCUUGCAGUACCAGUAUUGAUAGAGCAUUGUGUACUUGUUUCCAGCUGUACCCAACACAUCUCUGAGUUAGCUAGUGAAUUGCUGCUGUGCAUUGCUCCAUUUUCAUUCAUACGUGAUUCUCUUUCUCCAGACACUUUUAUAUGCUCUGACUGAAUCCUGACUAAUUUGAUUAGGAUCUCUUUUGGGUACAUAGCUUGAAGCUGUGCUGGCCCUAAAUGAAAAGUUUUGCUUUGAACUGUCAGGCACUUCAUUCAUUGCCCUGUUAUAUUUAUGAGGUUCAAUAAAUUGGAUUAUAAUUAUAAAUGAACCUCAGAUGGUUCACCUCUUGAGACUGUGUGUGUAUUUAAAAUAGAAACGAUCUGUACACAUCAUUCAUGUUUCUUUUCAGAACACAUUCCUGUUGUGUAAUUCUCAUGAAUCAAGUCUUUCAUUAGUGGCUUUUUCUAAAGUUUCACUGAUAGGUUGUUUUGUAUUCCUAUUUUCCUUUUUUUUUUUCUUUUUCAGAACAGGAGGCUUUUGGAGGGGAAAAUUCACUAUAACAUUUAUGUUAAACUCUCAGGUACUUGGAAACAGCAGGCUAAUGUUUUAAUAUGAUACAUAUUAAUGCAAUAAUGUAUUUUUGGGGAUGUGAUUCACCAGAGAUAUAUCCUAGUCACAAACAAAGCUUUUGUUCUGAAGUCUAAGACUUGGGAGAUAAAUUGCAUUAAGGAUGGCGGAUGUUAAAAAGUAUACAUGACUUUUCAGCUACCAAGUUUCAGGGAUAACGUACACACCACACAUGUAACAGCAGCAGCACAGCUUAUUCCUUUUUCUUUUCCUUGUCUGUUGUUUAAUGAGAAAGGCAUUGGCUUGUUGGGAUUAUACCACAAAGUUACCGCUUGAUAACCUGGUUUCCUUAUCUAGACGCACUGUUUGGAGACCCCAGGACAUGUGUGUGCCUUGAGAGGAAGGUUACUGAAAGGCUCCUGGCAAAAACUAGCCCAGAGCAGUAAGACUAAUCAAGGCACUGCUCUGUCACUUUAAAAGUGUCAUCAUUUAGGUUUUCCUGGGAAACAGAUCUAGGUUUGUAAUUCUUCGCCUACAGGGGACCUUCUGAAAUCAGGCUGUAGACUUUAAACUUUGGGGACCAUAUUGUAUGUUAAAGCAAUUCCACAAAAGUUUUCAUCUUUUCCUUUCUCAUUCUGCAUAAAACCUAGUCACACUGAUGAGGAAGCAAUUCACAACCAAAAAAUGCUGUUGGUAUUUAACAGAAUUAUACCUGCCUUUUUAUGUACGAUUUCAUAUCAUUUAUUUUUUAAAAAAAGAUAUUUUUAGGGAUUUUUCAUUGUAAUAUUGUUGUACAGUUUUGCAUGGCCUAGAUGUAAUCACUUUUUUUUUUUUUGGUUUUGGUUUAGAGUAUAAAAGCUGACAAGUGUGUGUGUGGGAGGGGGAAGAUUCUGCUUUGCCUCUUCUCACUCGUAUUUUUGAUUCAUGCCCUCAGUGUUGUAGAGGACAUUGUUAAGAGAUUCUCUGCUCCAGAACAAUGAUGUAGAUUCUAUUGCACAGAAAUAUUUAAGGUGGAUCAGUCAAAGAUGUAAUAAGUGACAGACCACCAAUAUUUUAUGUUGGUAACACUUAAUAUUAACCUACUUUGAUGUAUUGCAAUAAAACAGGGAAAUACUAGAAA
Candoia aspera is the source of this 11088-nucleotide messenger RNA. RefSeq names its product CDC42 binding protein kinase alpha (gene CDC42BPA). The transcript has 38 exons. Lineage: Eukaryota; Metazoa; Chordata; Lepidosauria; Squamata; Candoiidae. The coding region runs from base 1635 to 6950 and encodes 1771 amino acids. The record is from RefSeq and is a predicted model, not a curated record. Gene Ontology annotation, molecular function: ATP binding; protein serine/threonine kinase activity. Gene Ontology annotation, biological process: actomyosin structure organization; peptidyl-threonine phosphorylation. Gene Ontology annotation, cellular component: cytoskeleton; cytoplasm; actomyosin.